GUGAUCGUGGUUUGGUUUGUUUGUUGUGGUUUCCUGUUAUCUUCAGCGAAUGAGGUGGUUUCCUUUCCUAUCCUGAUUCCUAAUCCUUAUUUCAUUUUAUUUUCGAAAAAGGGAAAGGUGUAAUGUACAAUGUUUUGAAUGGACCCAAAUAGAUGACAUGUUGUGUGCAUAGCUAUAACAAAUGACCAUAAGUGGACCCAAUAUACCAUUUCAUAACAGUUCACCUCCAUCAUAUGAUGAACAAGAAAGAUCCAUUAUGCCUGGGUCUUCCAUAGAAACUGGUGCACCCCCAUCUUAUGAGGAGGCAAUCAAUCCAAAUGCUCCACCUCCAUCAUAUGAUUCUCUGUUUGGAAGAGUUCGUGUAGCACAAAAAACAAGUAAAGGAGUUCUGGAUUUUCUGAAAAAUCUUGUUAUCAUAAUCUUAGGAACAUUGGGUUGUACCAUAAUAUUAGGAGUCACAAUAGUCAUUCCAAUAUGCAUGAUAAUAAUGGGAUCCAUAUAUCUACAUGACUGCCCCCAGGGAGAAUACAUUCCUGUAUAUUUGUUAGUAGGAGGCAUAUUUGGAAUAGUUAAGCAACUUUUGCACCUCUCAGCUAGAGUAAGACAGACUGAAGAAGAAAGACAAGAAGAAAACUUGAGGCAGUCUCCCACACAAACCUUACUUAAUUGUUUUAUGUUGGGCUGGUUCAUAAUAGGUUCUAUCUGGGUGUACAAAGAAUAUGAACCAAACUAUGAUCCAUUGCAGGGUCGUUACUGCAACAAAAACCUUUAUUUAUUUGCCUUCUGGCUCAUAACAUCUGUGUACAUACUUUUAGGCAUGAUCACAUUUUGUCUGUGUUCAAUUAGCUUAGCUACUGUUAUUUUCCAUACUGAUCAAGCUGAGGAAAAUGAGCAUCUCCAAAAAAUGUUCAGUGCAAAAUAUCCAUGACCUUUAUUUUGCAACAAUGGAAUUGAAUAAUCAGUUGCUAUAUGUGGUGUUACCAGUGAGAAAAAAAAGAAAUUAUUGUAGACUAUACAUAUGCAAAGUUCUCAUAAGACAAACUGCCAGAAAUUCCUAAUAUAAUACAUGACAUUGAGCAUACCUAUUAUAAAAUAUACAUAUGAUCAUAUAAGUAGAAAUACAGUUUUUGAAUAUCAAUUCUAUUCAGAUUCAUAUAACUAUUAUAUUGACCAAAUGAAUACAUUGCUUGUGAUUUCUUUUUUAUUUCCCUGUUUGAAAUUGCUGGGGAAUCAGGAAUUAAAUAUUGGUAUGUGCUGAAUAGGUACCAAAUGUUUUGUUCAUAUUUCACAUUUUUUUGUCAAUUUCUUUUUAUUGGUGAAAAACCAAUGUCCUGUCAUUUAACAUGAAACUUAUGUUAUGUCAAGCCACACAAUUUAGAUGUUUGUAUAUCUACUUAAAUAUGAAUCUCUUAUAUCAAAAUAUCUGACAUUUAUAAUUUUUAUUGAUAUCUUCUUCUUUAAUUUGGCUGUGGUUCUUUACAUUCCACAUUAUGUAAUGAUUUUUCAUCAGAUGGUGUUGAAGUAAAAUUAUUCAAAGAUGAACGGUUUAUUAGUGGAAUCAAUAUUUUCCAGGUAUAAUUCUUGGAAUUCUGGUCCUAUUUCAUCAUUGAGAUGUGUUGUUUUCGACCCCAAUACUGGCAUUGACACAAAAAAUUAUAAAUAUUCAUAAAUGCACAGGUGUCCAGAUGGAUGUUUUUUUUAUUUUGAAGAUACAAAAAAUUCUAUUUGAUUGGAAUAAUAGAAAACAGUCUAGGGGUCACCCAAUUAAGAUAUUUUUUUCCAAUAUAUUGGAAAACAAAUCCAAUACAAAAAACAAUAUAUUGGGAAAAAAUUCAAUAUAUUGGAAAAUGAGAAUCAUAUGAUAAGACAUUGAAAUGGACAAUGGAGAUUUUUUUAGAUGCUUCAUAUUCCUGAUGAUAUUAUAGUACCUAAAGGGAUAUUUCAAGUUGUUAAUAUAACUUAUUUCACCAUUGCUUCAGAUGUAGAAUCAAAUUUAUGAAAUUGAAUGAAAUAGGAUGAAUGUGUUGUGUUUGAUUGUCAGUUAGCAAACAAGCAAAACAUGAUUGGAAUUACUUAUAGUAUCUACAAAAAUCUCCAUCGCCCAUUCAUGUGAUUCUCAUUUUCCAAUAUAUUGGAUUUUUUUUCUAAUAUAUUGAAUUUAUUUUCCAUUAUAUAGGAUUUUUUUUCAAUACAGGGUGGGCCACCAGUAACGCCUCGGUCUCUAGAAGGCUAACCACUCAUCUUCUUGGAAUUCUUCCUCUCUAGGAAGUUGCAUGUCAACAUAGGCUACCAUUUGAAAUUAUUUUGAAACAUACAGGAUGUCCCCAAAAAUCACAAAACACUGAAGUUGAACUUUUUUCAAUCGAACACCCUAUAUAUUAUUUCGUUUUGAGAUUCUCCCUGGUGAGCUGAUUUCAACAAUCCAUCAUACUUGGGGUCUAGCAGUUAUAAUUACUGAGAUAUAGGGUGUGAGAAAUCGAGAUUUUCCAAGUUCAAGAAUUUUUUGUGUCUAAACCAUUCAUAAUUGGUCAAAACGGCUCACAUGUCCCUAUCUCAACUUUUGAUCAACUAUCUACUGACAUUCAAUUGAAACAAAUACAGGGUGGUGCAGAAUUCAGAAUCUUGAUCACCCGGUCCCAAUUAAAUAUCAGUAUAUAGUUAAUCAAAAGUUGAGAUAGGGACAUGUAAGCCGUUUUGACCAAUUAUACAAAAAAUUCUUGAACUUGAAAAAUCUCGAUUUUUCACACCCUAUAUUUCAGUAAUUAUAACUGCUAGACCCCAAGUAUGAUGGGUCGUUGAAAUCAGCUCAUCAGGGAGAAUCUCAAAAUGAAAUAAUAUAUAGGGUGUUCGAUAGAAAAAAGUUUAACUUGAGUGUUUUAUGGUUUUUGGGGACACCCUGUAUGUUUCGAAAUAAUUUUAAAUGGUAGCCUAUGUUGACAUGCAACUUCCUAGAGAGGAAGAAUUCCAAGAAGAUAAGUGGUUAGCCUUCUAGAGACCGAGGCGUUACUGGUGACCCACCCUGUAUACUGAUUUUCUCCCAAUACGUUGGAUUUUUUUCCAAUAUUUAUGAAAUAAAUAUAUUUUGAUUGUGUGACCCCUGGACGCUUUCGUAGAAUAAUUAUGAGGAAUAUAAUAUUUCUGGCAGAUGUUUUUUUUUAUAUUAGGAUAAACUGGAAACGACGCUAAUUUACGAUUGUGCACCUGGUAUAGUACUCCUAUUUUUACUUUUUGAUGAAAUGAAAAAUAAUGAGUGCACAUAGUUGCACCAUCAGCGUCGCUCCCGAUUGAACCGGAAGUAGAGAAUGUUGAUUUCCUUCAUGAACCGUUCGUCUAAAUGCCAUGCUUAAGUGUCUGUGAUAUCUAAUUUGAUAGAUUUAGCAUUUUUUAAAUUUAGAUAUUGUUCACGUAUUUCAUAUUUACAGGAAGAAUAGUGUUUUCAUAUUUUAUAUUGUAACUAAUAUUGGCAGCUUCAAUGUUUUUUUGAAAUAUCCCAUUUUUUUAUGUUACCAAUAUAAGCAACUUCGAAUUAUCUUCAGAAACCCAAAGUGUAUAUAUUAACUACUGUACAUAAUGAAUGAAAUAUUCUCCUGGAAUCCCUAUCAAUGAUUGUGGUGAUAAUUUUGAGAAGUGUACCGGCAAAAUUGAAAGCAGUUGCCAAACAUUUCGAAAAAUUGUAUGGAUUAUUAUAACCAUAGCAUGUUUUCCAGGAUAAUAUAUUCAAAUUGUGCAACAUUAGAUUUUGAAUAGUUUUUGUACGAAUUUUGUGAGCAAAAGACUUUUUGUUGUCGACAUUCAGGGGCAAAAACUCGAUCCCCUCCCCACUGAGAUUAGGAACCGGAUUAUAUUUAAAUACGCCGAAACCCGUAAAUUUUUUGUUGGGCAAUCCAACUUGAUACAUUCAUACCCGUUUCCCUUACCACUAGCCCAACUUUAAAAUCUCAAAUUGGUCCACCCCACUUCCAAAACAUAAUGUUUGAGUCCUUUCCAUUGUAAAUACAUUGUACUUUGUUUUUGGGGAUCAGUUGAGAUUUGAUAAGAGUUAUUUACUGAAGACGACAUGUUGAAAAACAUGCUAAUUUCUAACAAAAAUGGUUACCAAUAAAUUCUGCCCUGAUAAGCAAAAGCCUCAAUGUAAAAAUUGUAGUGUAUUUGUAGUGCUCAGCAAAAACACGGCAACUAGAUUGGAGUAUUUGCGAUGUUUAUGCUAAGCAACGGCAAUUUACUGUGUUCUUGUUUAGUUUGGCCAAUGAUAUUUUCAAAUACGGGUUUUAAAAAUAAUCAACAAUCAUUAUUUAGUUUUAACUAAUUUUCGGCAAAAAAUCGAUAUAUGGGGGGUUUUGCUUAGCAGGGCAGCUAAAUGAGAUUGGUAUCUACAGCCCAACCACAUUUCUUUAUAUGCUGUGUUGAUCAGUUUAUUAAUAAGAACAGUCUGGAAUUUAAUAGAAUUGAAAUGAAACGAAAAAAUACUCAAUGUAUUGGUCUGAAUGGCCCAAUGUUAACUUGCAAACAAUAUAUCAGCCAAUUUUCGAAUUCUGUUCAAUUACUUAAGACCCAACUUUCUUAAAACACACAUCUGGUUGUUGAUAAUAAUUUGUGUUGUUCCACUUGGCUAUUGAACUGGUAUAGAAACACUGUGUUUUGUUACUAUGCUUCCCUAGCCUAAAGUCGGCCAACACGUUGCCAAGUUUCUAGUUUCAUUCGAAAUAUCCCCUAAAUUAACUUCGCUACACAAGAUGUGAAGCCACCGCUUACUUGCUGUGGUGAAGCAAUGUAGUCAAGUCAUGUUUUAGAUGUAAAUCUAUUACCUGUAUGAAGGAAAUAUCAUCCAAUAAUAAAGCAACUAAGACUCGUUCCACAUAAUAGGUGAGCAAUAACUCAUGAUUUAUAAAUUUUUAAAACCAGAAAAUUGUCUUAUUUCCAGAAGUACCUUGACAUCUAGCAUCUGUGUUUCACUCACUGAGUCAAGACGUCAGUAAUUUGUAAUUGGAGUAGCAAAUUUCGACAGUUUGAGAUUAUAUUCAUAACAUUAAUGAAAAAUAAUGAAAUCAAAGAGUAUGAAGAUCAAUCAAUAAAUCUGUAGGAGUGGACGGAUUCCUAAUUUCAUGAGGGGUCAAGUUAUUGUGGGUAGACCAUCUAGAUACACUGAUUUUUAUCGUAGAAUAUAAUGGAAAAUAUUGGAAUGAUACAAUCUUCAAUCUUUAUUUGUAGCUGAUAUUGUCAUAUCCAUUUCUCAUAUUAUUAUCUGAAGUUUUGUGCAAAUCUGUCUAUUGAGCUACAAGAUUAUGAAAAAUAUAAGUGCUGAAUUAUUGUCAUUACAAAUAAUCAAUAUAAGACUGUUAUAUUUUUCAACUUUGGUUUUUGUUCAAUGGUUAAUAAUGGUGCUUCGCCUAGUGAUGAAAAAAAAAAAAUUCAUAAUGGAAUCAUAUAAUAAAUACUAUAUAUUUUAUAAAAAUAUUGACAAAUAUUUGUAGGUAGUCAGAAAAAUGCAAUCUUAUAAAGCUACAAAUAAUGUAACAAUUACUAAUGAGUAAUCAAUAACAAUAAUUAUUAUUGCUGCUAUAUAACUCAUUCAAGAUGAAUUUUUCAAUUGUCACUAGAGUGUUCCAAGAAAACUUCAACCCAAAUCUUCAAAACAGAUUCCCUUGGGAAAUAUCAGUGAAAAUCUGCUUGAAAAAUUUGACUUGAGUAAGGUUUUUGUUGAAAUAUAUAUAAUGCAUACUGUAGAUGUCAAAAUUCUAACUUGAAUUUUGCAGUCAGUGAUAAAUGAUCGGAUCCUAAUCUAUUAUUUGGAAUCCUGACAGUGUCCAAUUCCUCUGUAGUUGGUAACCUGUAUCUAGCUAGCAAUUUUAUCUUUGGCAUUUUAUUCAUAUCAUUACUCUUAUCUUCCUUCCCAUUG
Phaedon cochleariae (mustard beetle) is the source of this 5896-nucleotide messenger RNA. The record is from the annotation of a GenBank genome assembly. NCBI's taxonomy places the organism in Eukaryota, Metazoa, Arthropoda, Insecta, Coleoptera, Chrysomelidae.